AUCAAACUCCAUACGCGGAGAAGUUUCCAGCUGAACUUUUCUACUUUUUCUUAGACUUUUUUACCUCACAUCCACCGCCACCUUCAUCAUUCCCAAAACCCAACUACCCCCCGUCCCCUCUAUUUGCUUUGGUGGCGACCUUUCCUUCUUUCCCAAUUUCCCAAAUCUCUGCUCUGCUUCUUCUACUGACAGAGCUCAAAAGGUCCUGAGCUUUAUCCCCAUUUUUAAAUUCUGGGUCUGUUGGUGGUUGCCUCUAGCAUCUAGCUUUUUAUUCUCUGCCUCCCCAACAAGGGCACACAUUAGAUUUGUGGGAUCUGCAACCUUGAUUUCAGGGCAUGGUUCUGUUCUCUGAGACCUGCUACGCCAUGCCCUUUUAUUAUAGACUAUAGAACGGUCACAUAUUUUAAUGUAAAUUUUGUGCCUUUUUUCUAGUGUUUGCCAUUUUUAAACUGACCAAUACUCCCAGGUUUACCUGAAAUGUGAUCAUACACGAAAAGGGCAUUUACAUAUUUGUUUAGUCUCAAUCAGUCUAUUGAGUUUAGCUGAGCCUGGAGAGGAAGUAUGGGAUCUGGUAAUGGGGUUUAUGCAGUUGGGAGUUUUGAUUUGGAUGCCAAGUGGCUCAUCGAUCCAAAGCAUCUUUUUGUUGGGCCCAAAAUCGGGGAGGGUGCUCAUGCCAAAGUCUAUGAAGGAAAAUAUAAGAACCAAAAUGUUGCUGUGAAAAUUGUCAAUAGAGGAGAGACCCCAGAAGAGAUUGCCAGGAGAGAAGCACGGUUUGCAAGGGAGGUGGCUAUGUUGUCCAGAGUGCAGCACAAAAAUUUAGUGAAGUUCAUUGGUGCCUGCAAAGAACCUGUCAUGGUCAUAGUGACUGAGCUUCUUCUUGGGGGGACAUUGCGCAAAUACUUGUUCAGUAUGCGGCCAAGGUGCUUGGACAUGCCUGUGGCAGUUGGGUUUGCACUUGAUAUUGCUCGUGCUACGGAAUGCUUACACUCUCAUGGAAUCAUUCACCGGGACCUGAAACCUGAGAACUUGAUUUUGACUGCAGACCAUAAAACAGUUAAACUUGCGGAUUUUGGCUUAGCAAGAGAAGAGUCAUUAACAGAAAUGAUGACUGCUGAAACUGGGACAUACCGGUGGAUGGCUCCUGAGCUUUAUAGCACAGUUACAUUAAGACAUGGAGAGAAGAAGCAUUACAAUCAUAAGGUGGAUGCUUAUAGCUUUGCAAUUGUAUUGUGGGAACUCAUUCAUAAUAAGCUGCCCUUUGAAGGCAUGUCAAAUUUGCAAGCAGCAUAUGCAGCUGCUUUUAAGAAUGUGAGGCCAAGUGCUGAAGACCUGCCAGAGGAUUUGGCUUUGAUAGUAACCUCCUGUUGGAAAGAGGAUCCAAAUGAUCGGCCCAACUUUAGCCAAAUUAUACAGAUGCUUAUGCAUUAUCUCUCUACUAUUGCACCAUCAAAACCCGCAAUCCCCCAACGGAUAUUCAGAUCUGAUAAUGCUGUACUGCCUCCUGAGUCUCCCGGUACUAGUUCUUUGAUGGCUACACACAAUGAAUCGGGCGAAACCCCUAAAGCAGACAUGGAAGAGAAGCCCAAAGGUUUUUUCUUCUGCUUUAACAUGUGUUGUUGAUACUCAAAUAAACUGCUAGUCUUAAGAAAAGAGAUGUUUAGCUAUCUGAUAUUACUGUUGAAUUGGGAUAGUUUUCUUAACCUUAGUUUGGUCUGAUUGAGAUCAACUCAGUAGGAAUUUAGAGUUCUGGAGUCGGGCGUUGAUGUGAUGUAGUGACAUUGUAAAAAUAAGGUUCAUCCAAAAGCCUUUUGCUCCCAUUGAAGAUAACUCCUCUGAUCAUGUCAUAAUCUGAAUCAAUUGACGAGCUUCGUAACA
Molecule: messenger RNA, 1875 nt
Organism: Rosa chinensis
Lineage: Eukaryota; Viridiplantae; Streptophyta; Magnoliopsida; Rosales; Rosaceae
Product: serine/threonine-protein kinase STY13
Exons: 6
Coding region: 562-1620 (352 amino acids)
Biological process (GO): protein phosphorylation
Molecular function (GO): ATP binding; protein kinase activity
Source: RefSeq, a predicted model, not a curated record